Toxorhynchites rutilus septentrionalis is the source of this 2862-nucleotide messenger RNA. It is a transcript of the gene Sin1, whose product is annotated as stress-activated map kinase-interacting protein 1. Gene Ontology annotation, cellular component: plasma membrane; TORC2 complex; cytoplasm. Gene Ontology annotation, molecular function: phosphatidylinositol-4,5-bisphosphate binding. The coding region runs from base 457 to 2007 and encodes 516 amino acids. Lineage: Eukaryota; Metazoa; Arthropoda; Insecta; Diptera; Culicidae. The record is from RefSeq and is a predicted model, not a curated record. Gene Ontology annotation, biological process: TORC2 signaling. The transcript is spliced from 2 exons.
UUUCUGCGAAUGAACACAACUGUCAAACUUUAAGAAGUGCUGCAGAACUAGUCGGGCUUGAUCGAAAUUCGCGGGCAUAAAUCGUAUAUUUAAUAAUAAAUCCUAAGUUUUACGUAUCCUCUAUAUCGUUCCUUAAGUUCGCCUCAAUGUGGUAUGUGUUCCGAUCGACGAGAGUGAAAUUACGCCGUUCGGUCUGGCCUGCUCGCUUUGUAAACAAGUUAAGUGCGACAUCAUGUUGAGGACGAUGUGUUCCGCAUCUAAAUAAUCGCGGGUGAGGGUGUGCAGUUGGCGAGGCACUGCAGAGCAGUGUCGCAUUUUCUCUGCCCUAAUUCACGUCGUACACUCAUCAUUAGAGAAGAAGCAAAAGGGUAAACGACCUUUUAAGGAACAGUGAAUUAUCGAUCAACUGUUAGAUGAGCCCAGAUACUUCCGCAUUCCUCCUUCCGUCAGGUCACAAUGGCUACUUACAGUAAUCCGCAUUGGCUGUUGUCACACAUCAGGAAUUCAUUCAUUUCGACUGAUGAUACGGGAUUGAGUGAAACGGUGAUGCUGCUGGAGGACAUUCCGCAUCAAUACGCCCAGCUUCACAAGCAAGCAUUACAACAGCGCUCUGCUGGCGGAGCAACAGGUGAAGAGGAAGAAGGGGAAGGACUUGGUGCGACGGACAGGAAUUUCGAGGAUUUUUAUUGCUAUCCCGGGCUGGACGAUUCAGAUGAGGAAGAAAUCGACACGCUGUCUCAAUCGUACGAAAUACAAAUGGACCAGGACAUCGGAUUCCAUCGACAGAGAUCAAACACUGCACAAAAGUUGGAGCGAUUGGAAAUAGCUAGAAGGAAAGCAGCGAGAAUAAAGAGUGUUAAAUGUGAGAGCGUUGUCCAGCGCACGGAGGAAGAUGAUGGAGAUUUGUUUGUAAGAAAAGACGUGGAGAGAGUGGCAACGCAAGAACGAACUUCACUGCUUUCGGCGCAGUUGGCAACAUGCCCGAAGAUACCGCAAAACAAAUUUCUCGAGUAUGCCAAAUACGAUGGAAACUCUCAGACGGAAGUUCCCACGAAAUCUUUUAAGAUAUUUCUAACGAUGUUGCCCGACGAACACCACAGAGCAUAUCCUAUGCAGGUUUGUGUAACAGCCACUGCCAAAAUUCAGGAUUUCAUCGGUUUGAUAUGCUACAAGUGUAGUUUAGCGUAUCCGGAUGUGAGUUUAAAAUCCGUUAAAAAUUACGGACUGUUUAUGACUGAGGAGGAUGGAGAAAUAGAUAUAGAUUUUCCUUCGUUGGAUACCAGAGAGCCAUGUUCCAAGUUUUGUUUCACUCAUUUGGCGAUAGCGGAACGAAAGACGCCUGAAUUACAAACACAAUCUAGUUUUAGUCACUCUGGUACCAUUCGGUCCGAACAUCGAACACGAUCGUUGACAUCGGAUUUUGGGGCGGAACCAGGUCAAACAGCGCUAUCGACAGGACACCCAUCUGUCACCGAGACCAAACUGAUGACCCUUCGUCAACAGGAGGAUUUGGACAAAAUGCAGGGUCACACGUCGAAGCUGGAAGCACCACUGUACAGAUCGUUUCAGGUUUUCAUACUCCAUAAAGCACGUUUAAAGACGGAGGUUCAGCUCGGCAUUUCCGGUGACAAACUAGACAUCGAUCCAGUUCAACAGAAGUCGGCCAAAUUUUGGCCCCGACAGAAGCCCGCAAAUCACAGCAUGGAUUCGAUAGCCCACUGUUCGAUAAUUGAACGUAAAUCCUCGAAGUCAACCGUUCGGAUUGUUUACAGUACAGUUCCCUUCUCGCAAACACUUUCCGUCGCAGGGACGGAAUGUGUUACGUCAAGUCCAACCAUUCGCCAGCAACAACAGCAGCAGCAGUCUCAGGGCCCUCUUUUCAAGCAUUACGACAUUGAAACGGACCCCAGCACUGCGCAAGAGAUUGUGGAAAAAAUCAACAAUAUACUUGAGGUUCGAUCGAGUCCCGUUCGAAGAGAAUACUUGGCCAGUCGUGGUGGCCGCUAGGCUAGAAAUCUGCCAGUCAUAUUUUAUAUUUUGUGUAGAUAGGCUCAUGUUUUAAUUCAUUACCACAAAGCAAGUUAUUUAUUUCACUAACCCCCCCAUCCCAUCUCUGAAAGUAUCAAUUAAUGUAAAACAGUAAUCUGCUCUUAACAAUGCAAUGAUUGAAAAUGCCCAAUAGGAAAAAAAACGCAGGCGUGUGCAUCGUCACACAACAUGCAUUUUUACAACUCUCAGAAACUUGAAAGUGUUCAUCAGUUUAGGUUAAUUGUACUUUUAAAUCCUCUUACUAACUAAGAAGAGAAUCGUGUGAAACAUUAAAAAAAAAAAGAAACACACAAAUGAAAGCUAUGAAAAGAGAUUACAGACGACACAACCCGCAAACGGAAGUCACAAAACACUUAAAGACGAAUAAAUAAUUCUAGCCAAUAGUUAUGCUUUAGGAGCAAAGUACGUUUUCGCAAUAGACACUAAACCCCUCCCCUUCAGUCCAAUGACGGGCCUUAGGAAACCUCGCGCGCGUGAGCAGUUAUACAAGAGAUCGGCAUGUUUGAUCCUAGAUUUUAUUGCUCUUCGAUCAAGGUGCUAUUUAAUAAAAAAAAGUAUUCUUUUUUACAAAAUAUCAUCUACACACACACACACACACAAGUCUCAAGUGGAAACGAAAUAAAUUAUUGCAAAAUCUGUGUAUCACAAACAUUGUGUGAAUGUAAAGGGUGAUUCGUUUGGAGGUACUUUUUUCGAAAAUAAACAUAAAAUUGAAAAAAAAUAUUGGUUAUUUUUUAUUAUAGAAAAUCAUAUUUGUUUACAUUUAUUUUCUUGAGAUAAUUUUCUUUUUUAUGAUGUUUUCAGUAAUUGGGA